This is a messenger RNA of Mycena indigotica, 801 nucleotides long. RefSeq names its product 50S ribosomal subunit L30. Gene Ontology annotation, molecular function: structural constituent of ribosome. The record is from RefSeq and is a predicted model, not a curated record. Lineage: Eukaryota; Fungi; Basidiomycota; Agaricomycetes; Agaricales; Mycenaceae. Gene Ontology annotation, cellular component: mitochondrial large ribosomal subunit. Bases 1 to 801 code for a protein of 266 amino acids. The transcript has 2 exons.
AUGUUGACAAGAAAAGCUAUAAGCCUCAGUCGUACAUUUGCAACUGAGGCCCAUUCAAGACUCAAACCAGCGCUCUAUACGGCGGUUAUUCUCAACCGAGCGCCAAUCCUCACCCCAAGUCCAACACCAUUUGAAAACGCCUUUUAUGCGUACCAGCAGCGCAUCCAACGCGCCCUGCAUAAUCCGUUUCCAUCUGAAUUCUAUUUCAAACCAGGUUCUCUAUUGGAGGCGCGGUUCAACGCGGAGGAGAGAAUCCGAGAGCGGAUUGCGUGGGGUCCGACCUACGUAAAAAACGACACGGAGCGAACGGUGGCAGAAGAGGCCGCAAUUGAGCAAAUGGAAAUGCAGGAACAAACUGACGACAAGCUUAUGGCUCGCGUCCAUGCCUCCGAUUUGGCGAAAGACUAUCAUAGCCUCGACCGCAAAGGGCGACGAAAUUUAUAUCUCCUUGUCCAACGAGUGGAUAUGACUACUGGUCAAGUGGUUUGGGAGUUCCCUUGUGGAGAGGUGGGCAAGGAGGAAUUACUCCACCAGGCUGCCCAAAGAGAGCUUGUCGAAAACUGCGGUGCCCACAUGGACACUUGGGUUGUCGCGCGGAAACCAAUCGGGGUGCAUAAAUCAUUCUCAACGCCUCAGCAAGAGAAAGUAACGUUUUUCUUCAAGGCCAACAUUAUGGCUGGGCAAGCGCGUAUCGGCAACAAGUCUAUCCAGGAUUUCGCAUGGGUCACCAAGCAGGAGAUUGAAAAGCGGGCAACAGAGGAAUAUUGGACGAGUGUCAGCGACAUGCUUUCAGACCACUGA